Oreochromis niloticus (Nile tilapia) is the source of this 6437-nucleotide messenger RNA. Its product is annotated as zinc finger protein 516. Gene Ontology annotation, cellular component: nucleus. Gene Ontology annotation, biological process: regulation of DNA-templated transcription. The transcript has 5 exons. Gene Ontology annotation, molecular function: DNA-binding transcription factor activity, RNA polymerase II-specific; RNA polymerase II cis-regulatory region sequence-specific DNA binding. NCBI's taxonomy places the organism in Eukaryota, Metazoa, Chordata, Actinopteri, Cichliformes, Cichlidae. Bases 674 to 3403 code for a protein of 909 amino acids. The record is from RefSeq and is a predicted model, not a curated record.
CUCAAAGGAUAGCCCCCCUCCGCCUCCCUCCUCCUCCGCUCCCCUCCCUUCGGUUUGUGGACAAGUGUUUAUCCGCUGCGAGGCGAGAGCUCGGUCCGUGAUGGGAUUCCUUCAGGAGCGACCUGCCGCCUAUCGUUAACCCCUCUGGAGGUAAGGAGUGAAGCCAAACGACGGUUAACUAACAAAAGAGACGCGGUGGGGUGUCGGACGGGAGCAGCUUAUACGAGAAGUGCUCCGUUUUGAGAGUUUGUGCUGGCGAAAGUUGACUACAACAUCCCCGUCGGUUAGUUGGCAACUAAAUAUGGAUGUCAGUUAUUUGUAACAGACUCGGGAGAAGUCGUGUGUCCCGUGAAGCGAGGCUGUUUCCUACAUGUAGCGACUUGACACCCCCCUCCCUGCCAGCUCCACACAUUAUCGCUUCUUUAACCAUUGCCAUCAUCUCCGGUGCGGUUCGGGCACAGCUGUGAAGGCGGUCGACGCACGCAAACUUGUGGUAUCAUAAAAACAGCAUGCCACUUGAUGAAGGAACUUCUCUUCAAAGAUCGGGAUUGGAUACUAAAGCUGUGAUGUUUGGCAAGUUUUUGACACCUGUGCUGAGAACUCAAUAAGUUUUGGAAGAAUAACUUUUCUAGAGUUUCACAGAGGAUUUAUUAAACAGCUGUGGUGAUUCUUGAUGACCGGUGGUCUUGGAAAAGUGAUGGAGACAGAAGAACGGGAGGAUGUUUCACAAAAACACACAGCUAAGGUGGAGGCAGAGGAUGAGGUAACCUCAUGCCACACCUGCGGGGUGUGUGGCCGCAGUUUUCCACUUCUAAGCUCUCUAUCUCAGCACAUGAGAAGACACACUCGGGAGAAGCCUUACAAGUGUCCCUACUGUGAGCACAGGACAGCUCAGAAGGGCAGCCUGAAGGCCCAUAUUCGAAGCCAUAAAUUGGGCCUUUUGAGCCAAAACCUCAGUGACAGGGAGGGGGAUGGAGAUGAAGGGCAGAAAGAGGAUGCUGAUAUAACUGACCCUCCUGAGCUCAGCAGCCCACCUGAUAAAGCUCAUAACAUUAAUGGAAAGGUCAAGAAGAAAACAACCAAGAAAAAAGUUAAGGGUAAAGAUGGUGUCGAGGUUAGCGAUGGAGGUGAUGAUGGACCUUUUUCCUGCACCAUUUGUGGCCAGGUUUUCCCUCAGGUAUUACUCCUCAAGUCCCACAUGAAAAGGCACCGUGGCGCUCAGGAUCACGGUUGCCGGAUAUGUGGACGGCGCUUUCGCCAAGCGUGGUUCCUCCAAAGUCACAUGCGCAUUCAUCGAGUGAAAGCCCAGCUAAGGGGCAGCAAAAGCAAUGAACCGCCUGCCACCAUCAACGGGGUUCCUCAGGACCCAGCAUCACUGACGAAUGAAGAGUGCCUCUAUGAGCUCUGUGCAGGCUGCGGUAACUUCUUCAAUGACCGCAGGACACUGCAGAUACACGAAAAGUUGCAUAAACUGAACCACACUCGCACUCAGAUGCAGAACCCAACACAAGGAAAUGUGGAGUCCUCCGAGGUGCAAGACGCUAAGAGGCAGUUUUUGGAAAGCCUGAACCUCACUUCUGCUGGAGCCAGGGAAAGCCCAGAGAAAGUGAAGCUGGGCAGUCGAAUUCCUGAGCUGGAUCCAAUUUGUAGUUAUCAGUCAUGGCAGUUAGCUACAAGAGGACGGCUAGUGGAGGCUACAGAAAAAUGUCUGGGAUGGGAGGAGAGAUUAGCUGACGCAGAAGUGGCAUAUGACAUAGAAAAAGGCGAGUACGUCCCCUUGAAGCAAGAGAAAAAGAGAAAGCCAAAUGACACAGCCGGCUCCAAUCUUAAGAAGAAGAAGGGUGACACAGGCCUUGAUCAUAAAGGUGGUGACAAAAAGAUUAGCCAGAAGGACCCUAUUCUGCUGAAUGGACUUGGUCAAGCAUUUUAUGAGGCACUGCAGACUAAAAACGUUAAAGAUGUUCACUCCUCAUCUAAACAGACAAAGAACAUCAGGAGCCUAGACCAGGAAGAUAAAAAAAAAUAUUUCUGCGAGCACUGUGAUUUCCACACUGUUGACACCGCGCUACUCAGGUCUCACCUGCACACGCAGCACCAGGACUUCCUGAGUUCCUACAGCAAACAGAGCACCAACUUGGACAUAAGCAGAAGUGGUUCCAAAGCCUCAAGAUACAUGGACUACCUCAGAAGCAGGAGCAUCUUGCUCAGUCAGCCAUACUGGAAUCCCUAUUCAAGUUCUCCAAGCCAGGAGUUAGUAGAGUCAAACAUUAAAAUGGAAAAGACAAACGGCUCAGAGGUCAAAGAGCAGGGACAUGCUACUGGCGAUGCUAGCAGCCUCCUCAAUCUUUCUUCUUUACCCAUAACUGAUGUUAGUUUUUCAGUAAAAACACAGGGCCUGGUGAGACAUCAGUGCCCAUACUGCUCCCACACCACCAACUACCCAGAAGUACUGUGGAUCCAUCAGCGUGUUGCCCACAGGGUGGAUGGCAGCAGCACCAUGGCACCCAAGUGGGCACCUAGCAUUAACAGUCUCAAGAGUUUAAAGGCAGGUGCUUCUCAGUGGAGACGCACGGGACCGCCACCCUUCCUCGAAGGCAAGGACUGUCCAGCUUUGCCUACUCCAAGAACGCAGCGCACACAGCCUCCCGGGGUCACAAACCAUGGCGGCAGCAGCAGCAAUAAGCAGUCGUCCCACAAGAAUCAAUCAGGCACCCUGAAGUCCAAGCAUCAGUCAAAAGACUCACGACCUUCAGAUGCGACACAGUGUAGUGGCAAGGUUGGACUCCAAAAUCAAAAGAAGGAGCAUAACCGAACAGUGGAGGGUGGAUCUAAAGGCUCCAGCACCCAAGCUACUUCGUCAAACAGCAUUGUGAACAGCAAGAGUCUCCAGAGCUUGCAGCCUACAAGCAGCCCAAAACAAAGAGGCAACAGAGCCACUGUGGAGGGGAACUUCCCACAGGAGGGUUUGGGUUUUAUGCUGGCAAGAAAUCGCAGUGGGAAUUCUUCUUCUUCUUCUAACACAGAUAAGCUCCACUCUCGCAGGCAUUCAAGUGACUUUUCUUCAGGUCCCAAAGGUUCUGAUCUCUGGGCUGCCAUGAAUAUGUGGGGGCUACAUGGAAGCAAAGCAUAUUUAGAUACACUCCGAAUAUCUCAGGGAAAGAGUGAAUCAACAGGAGAAACGCCAACGGACAUCGAUAUUUUAAGUCUCCUGAAAAACUACAGUCCACAUGAUCUGGCAGCUCUCUAUCAGCACUGGGGCUUUGUUGAUCCCAGGCUUGUUUCACAGGCAACGAUGCAGUUAAAUGGAAACUUUGGAAAUGAAGUCCAUUCCUCGUCUGAAGCUUCCAAACAGAUGAACAGCCACUCCACUUCAUCCUCAGGGUCUCUGCAUAAAGGAACGUAACGAAACAUUGUGCUUCUCUUGGUUGCAAAGUUCUAACUGCUGAAAAAAGAGAGGCCUGCUGUUCUUCAAAGGAACCAGCCAUAACUCCUGGAGAGGACAGAGGCUCUGGAAUAUGCACAAUAUAUGCAAAGCAAUGCGGUGGACUUGUUUGAUUUUGUAUUAUGAUUGUUUGAUUUGAAGUGUUAAGCAUGUUACGAGUGUAGAUAUGAUAGUUAAAUAAACACACAUGAUGUGUUUUUGAUUAUUUUAUUUGGUGAAAAUGAGGCAAAUGUUCAGGAUUAUUGUACAAAACAACAGGAAAGCAUUGUAGAAGUACCACAGCCAGGUGGAAAUUAAAUGUAGAGCCACAACUAUGUGGCUAAACAGAUGUUCUCUUGGCUUAAGGCCCAGAUAUCUGCUUGUUUUUUGGUUACAAAAAGUAGAUCCUUGCAGAGCAAUACAACAUACCAAACCUUAGAACUCGUAAUUCCACUAAAACAGCUGUGAUGCAAAUACAUGUUUUUAACUGCUGUAUAUCAGUGUCGAGUUUAAGUUUGUUGUUUUGUUUCAUGUACAAAUGUCUUCUUUUUUAAUUUUUUAAUUUCCUUGGUUGAGUAUGUGAUUUUUGUUGCAGAUAACAUGGUGUCACUUAUGUUUUCAGCCCACAAUUUGAAUAAUAAUAAUAAUAAUAAUAAUAAUUUAAAAACUGCGAACAGCUUUUGAGUCGACGUUUUGAGUUUGCCAGUUUUCAUUUGGUCAAAAGUUAUUUGUCACUAUGCACCAUCUCAAGAGUAGUCUGGGCAAAUUCAGAGGACUCUCCUUUAAAAUACAAGUGUUGACCCAAGGCCUUAGUCACACAGGCCUAGAGACCCUUUUGCAACCCCCCGGCAGACUCUUGGUACCCUAACAGCUGGUGAGUCGUUCCUGGAGGUUGCUGAGUGAGAUGUGUCGCAAGGAGGGUGCUGCACCAAAAAUCUUUUUGUCAUUGCUUUGGUCAUCAGCAUAUUAAUGCUAUCACUCAUUGUUUACACUGAAAAUGUUGAUUUGUAUGCUAGCACUUGUCAACUUGCCACUUUAACCAACACAUUUCAGAAGGCACAACUCUUACUUUAAAGGUAAAUGUUCUACAUUGUCCAGUUUGCACUUUUUCCACUUCUCUUUUUUAAUAUUACAGUACAGUGAAGAACAACAGGAAAGCAGAGGAGCGAGAGCAGGGAAGGCACAGGCCACAGGUCAGCCAUGCGGCAUAUGGGCGCCUGCUCAUCACAGUGCGCUAAACCGGCACCCCACUAUUCCCACUUUUUAUUGUUUGACUGACACUCGACAAGUAGUUGGCGACUGUUUGCAACAUCUUCUGUAUAAACUGCAGGGGAUCACAGCAAUCGAGAGACCAAAGCAAUAACAAGGUUUUUGUUGCGGCUGGUGACGUGGACACCAGUGAAUGCGAUACCUCGAGAAUGAGGAGACGUAGGAGCUUCAAAUUAAUAACACACAGGUGUCUCUACUAAAAAUCUCCAACAGGGUUAAUCACUGCCUGGUCUUUAAGGCUCUGCUAUUUUAAUAUAUAUGUAUAUUUUUUUUUUACAGUGUUCAAAACUUUAUAUUUUGAACCCUACCCAAACCUUUUCUCCAGUUUUACACAUUCCUCAUGUAGUUUCACCAGUCCAGCCCACUUAAAAUCAAAGUGGGCUGUAUGUGGCCCACAGUUUAAAAAGAGUUUGACAUCCCUGCUCUAAGGCUUUAGCAGAUGUUUUCACAGAACAACAAGCAACCCAUUUUUCCCUAGCAACUGAUGGUUGCAAGGUGGUUGCCAACCGGUCGCUAUCCCUGUGUGACCAGAGCCUAAGAUAGAAAUAGUGCAUUUUUUUCCUGUCAGUUUGGAAUCAGUAUUUUUCCUAAGGUCAGAAAUCUAAUUCAAUUACGUCGAGCACAGCAAUGCCAUCGAGUCCUCUAGCUCUGCUUCAGGUUAACAAACUGCUCUGUUGUAGUUUACAGUAAAUUCAGCAGAAUCUUUUUGACCAGUGAAACAGCACAACCAGAAACGGGACCCUAGUGUUUAUCUUGUAUUUUGUCAAUGAAAAGUUGUUGGCCAUUUUCCAAACUUUAGGUCCAGGAUUGAUGUGAAAAAUGAAUCUAGACUCACGCUCGUCAUCGAAGCCAGUCUUUAAAAAGGGUCUCAGAACUGAGCAAUGAAAAGUGCUGCAAUGUUUUUAUUUUUAUUUUAAAUCCAAGUUUAAAAUUUAAAUGCAACAAUUUGCCCUUAUGUUUUCAAUUAGAGCGCAGACAUCUGCACUUCUUUUGGCAUUGUGCUAGUGAUGUAGCCAUUUAAUGCUGUGAUUUAUUUCUUUUAGAAGUAGAACUUGUAGCAAUGAGCAUUUCUACUGAUCCAACACUCACCUCAGUCUCCAGUUGUUUUCAUGUGUUUCAUUGUUUGCAGAUUUUAGUAUGUUUCCAUUUCAGUUCCUCCUUCUCAGUGUAUUCAUAUCCCAUAGAGACGUAGUCUAUGCAUUUAACUAAAAGCCAUCAACUUAUGGAUUCUUGGGAGAUCUUAAGACUCCAUAAUUAUGAAAGCACUGACUUUAAUCUGUGUGGAGAGAUUUUUCUUCUUUUUGAUAAAUAUUGUAAAUGAUAGUUUUAUUUAAUGGUCUUUGUUUGUUUGCUAUGAGUCGGAUUUCAACAAUUAAAAGUAUUUGAUAUUUGUAGUAGCAGAACAUGUUAAAAACAUGUUGAAUUUUCGUCACCUUUGAGGUCAGAGGUCAGGGUCAGCGGGUUGUGAUGCUCCCGCAGCAGGUAUCACUGAGCCUGUGUUUUGCAACGACCCUCUAACUGUAACUCCUGUUUGGCAUGAAGAGACAGGAAGCACUGAGAGAGGGAUAUUUACGCAAGUCUGAACUCUUAUGCAAACCUCCAGCUUACAGUUGAGCUCUCGCUGGGUUCAUUUUUGUGACUAUGUAAACAUGUUUCAUAGUUAUUAUGUUGGUUCAGAAUUUAUAUUUUCGACAGAUCAACAAUUUUUGUCUGACUGUAAAAUUCAAAUAAAGUUGGUUGAUGCCGA